AAAAAUACAGUACAAGACAAAUACAAGAAACCCAUGGAAGAAAACAAGAAAAAUGGAAGCUGUAAGGGAGACACUGCAAUAGUGGUGCGUGGGUACACCUCUGCAGAUAACAGAGAAGUCCAGCGAAUCUUUCGUGAAGGAAUGAUGGAAAUGGUGUUUGACACUGCUUUCCGAGGCUUAAUGCAUCACCCAGAGAGUCAACUCAUAUAUGCAGCUCUAACAGUGGCAGUAUAUGCGUCCACUGGGUCCCUAUGGCUGGCUUGUGGUGUAAUGCCACUUGUCUUAAUGGCACGGUGCUACUACAGUAAGAAAGCGGUGGAUGGCUAUCUGAAAAACGCCUGGGACAUGCAGGACAUUGCCCAGCACUACCUUGAAUCCCCUGAUCGCCACCUCUGGCUGGCAGAAAUCAGAGGGUCCGUGGUUGGCACGGUCUCGGCCCACUGUCUUCAGGAUGGCACAGUGGAACUGCAACGCAUGUCUGUGGACCACCGCUUCAGACGACACAGAGUGGGUGCAGCACUUGGCCAAAAGGUCGUUGAGUUUGCGCGUCUUCGUUCCCAGGUCUCUUCCACUGGAGCCCUCUCAGUGAUCCUUGGCACUACGGCUUACAACGCUGCCCCACACCGCCUUUACCUGAGCCUUGGCUUUCGCUGUGUGGGUGUCACGGAGGGAUACUCCACUCCGGGCACUGACCAGUCCCUCUUGGAGCAAGCAUUCUACAGAGUCCGCCACCACCACUACCGCCUGGACUUACAGUAGUCACACGCUUCUACAGUAGUGAAUUUACAUCUGGACAUUUUUGGGAGAGAUCUAUCUUGUUAUGGACCCGCAGAAAGUGCGCUCAGGAAUAGCACAUGGUUAUGAAAUCAUUCUGUGGGAUGUACUUGGUGUUUGAGCUGCUACAAACCAUGACACUUCCUUGGUGUAGAAAAAUAAGCCACAUGUAAAACAAUGGUUUUUGGAUGUACAGUAUAGAAAAAUGUUCUUUGUGCGGCCUAAUGGAGGAAUGACUUGAA
This is a messenger RNA of Engraulis encrasicolus (European anchovy), 1016 nucleotides long. Its product is annotated as N-acetylaspartate synthetase-like. The transcript has 4 exons. Gene Ontology annotation, cellular component: mitochondrial membrane. Gene Ontology annotation, molecular function: L-aspartate N-acetyltransferase activity. Bases 34 to 759 code for a protein of 241 amino acids. NCBI's taxonomy places the organism in Eukaryota, Metazoa, Chordata, Actinopteri, Clupeiformes, Engraulidae. The record is from RefSeq and is a predicted model, not a curated record.